UACGUCAUCAUAUGUUUUUACAAAUUACAUAUGUUUUAACAUUUUUUUUGAUGCUUCUAAUCCACACAUGCCACGCGUUCCGCAUCUUAACUGGUAACGCAGCAGUCAAGGGUAGAAGAGUCUUUCAGAACACACGCUUUGCAACAAUGGCAGAAUUACAGGAAUCCUCAGCGAAACUUCGAGAAUGGACCGUACCAUCAAAAGAUGGGAAAUUCCGAACUGGUCUUUUGUUGCGCAAUUCGUUGGCUGGUGAUGCCAAAGUUGAAUUUGUUCCAGAGAAUGGAAGACGUAUCAAUUGGUAUUGCUGCGGUCCAACGGUAUAUGACACUGCACAUCUUGGUCAUGCUAGGACGUACGUUGCUUGUGACACAAUAAGAAGCAUCCUGGAGCGCUAUUUUAACUACGAUGUCCAUCUGGUUAUCAACGUCACUGAUAUAGAUGACAAAAUCAUACAACGAGCUAAUGAUGAGGGUUGCAAAUUCAAUGAAUUAGCAAGCCGAUGGGAGCAUGAGUUCUGGGAGGAUAUGGCUGCACUAGGUGUUGACCCACCCAACGUUAUAACAAGAGUCAGUGAAUUUUUACCAGAGAUCAUAUCGUAUAUUGAAACCAUCAUGAAGAAUGGCUAUGCGUACGAAGCCGAUGGUAGCGUGUAUUUUGAUAUAGAUGCAUUUAUUGGAAGUGAUAAACACGUAUACGCCAAACUGGAACCUAAUAGCUAUAAUGAUCUUUGCAGAAUCACCGAUGGAGAAGGUACCCUUGGCGAGGUAUCGACACAUAAGAAAUCGCCCAGAGACUUCGCUCUCUGGAAGAAGGCUAAACCAGGUGAACCUUUUUGGUCAAGCCCAUGGGGAGAAGGCAGGCCUGGUUGGCACAUUGAAUGCAGUGCCAUGUGCUCAAACGUAUUCGGGAAGGAUACGAUUAUAGACAUUCAUUCAGGUGGUAUAGAUCUAAAGUUCCCGCAUCAUGAUAACGAAAUUGCGCAAUCGGAAGCUUUUAGCGAUCGCAACCAAUGGGUAAACUACUUCUUACACUUUGGCCAUCUGCAUAUUCAAGGGCUUAAGAUGAGCAAAAGCCUAAAGAAUUUCAUAUCCAUUAAACAGCUGCUUAACAAAUACAACAAGAGGCAAAUAAGAAUAUUAUUCUUAACAUCCAGGCAUGAUGGGACAUUAAAUUACAACCCUGAGCCUCAGGGUAUGGCAGAAGCUAUAGCCAUAGAUGAAACAUUUUUCAACUUCUUUUCAUUACUCAAUUCGAGAUUGGACAAAAGAGAAAAUGCCCAAAAAUUGGGAGAGGAUGAUGUGAGGUUAAAUACAGAGUUUGAAAGACUAAGAGAUACGGUUCAUGGAGCAUUUUUGGAUAAUUUUGAUACUCCGAAAGUGUUGCAAUCAAUGUGUGCUUUCAUCAGUACACUUAAUGCGUACCUAUCGACGCCUCAAUCGUAUUUAAGACAAGCAUUAGGGUUGAGCAUUAAGAAAUAUAUGUACAAAAUACUGGAGAUUUUAAAACUAAAGGAGCCAGGAACAGAAUAUGGCCAGGAUGAAAACCAAGAAUCUUCUGUUUCAGGCCCUUUACUCGAGCAUUUAUUAAACUUCAGAGCAAAGACUCGCCUAUUCGCUCAACAUUGUAUGAAAACUAAAGAGGUUGAUGUCGGGAAAACGGCUGAUCUUCUCAAAUUGUGUGACCUGGUUAGAGAUGAGCAACUACCAGAACUGGGUAUUUUACUGGAAGACAGGGAUGGAGGAGAGUUUGUUGUCAAGUUUAAAUCAAAGGAUGCUCAAUUGAAAGAGGCGGCAAGAAAAGAGGAAUUGAAACAGCAACGGCUUAAACUAGAGGCUGAACAACAGCAACUACUGAGAACUCCGCCUUCUGAAUUUAUCAAUCGUAAAUUCCCUGGGAAGUUCAGUAAAUUCGAUGACCAACAUCUGCCUACACAUCUCGCUGAUGGCAAGCCAGUAUCAAAAUCGGAAAGGCAAUCGAUGGCAAAGAUAUUGGAAAAACAUACUAAACAGUAUGUAAAAAGGGAGGAUACUGCCUCAUAGUUGUAGUAGCAAACUGCCUACCUACC
Babesia bovis T2Bo is the source of this 2065-nucleotide messenger RNA. Its product is annotated as putative cysteinyl-tRNA synthetase. Gene Ontology annotation, cellular component: cytoplasm. NCBI's taxonomy places the organism in Eukaryota, Apicomplexa, Aconoidasida, Piroplasmida, Babesiidae. Gene Ontology annotation, biological process: cysteinyl-tRNA aminoacylation. Gene Ontology annotation, molecular function: ATP binding; cysteine-tRNA ligase activity. The record is from RefSeq and is a predicted model, not a curated record. Bases 12 to 2039 code for a protein of 675 amino acids. The transcript has 8 exons.